CCAUAACUUCAACUGUUCCUUUUAGAGGAUGUAAUAUUGCCAUCACUUGUGGAAAGUUACCUACUUGCUCACUACCACUGUGCAAACAAUAGCAACAGAAACAAAAAAUGACCAAAUUAAGCCUGCGUGUACUGAGGCUGAAGACUAAGCAUCUUGUGAUCUCGAGACUGAAGAGAUUCCAUGUCCAGCGUGUAUCCUGUGUGUCUUCAAGUUCCUCAAGCUCUGUCAUGGAGAGAGAAGCGUGUAACGCUCGCAUCCCAUCCUUUUUUAUCUGUUCUGUCCCACUACAAAGCAUCUUUGCUUACCUGAACUACCAUGUUCCCCGGACAAGACGGGAGAUCCUGGAGACCCUUAUCAAAGGGCUCCAGCGGCUGGAGUACAGAGGCUAUGAUUCCGCAGGUGUGGGAGUUGAUGGCGGAAACGACAAAGACUGGGAAGCUAAUGCUUGCAAAAUCCAGCUUAUCAAACAGAAGGGGAAAGUGAAAGCUCUGGAUGAAGAGGUUCACAAGCAACAGGACAUGGACCUCGACAUCGAGUUUGAUGUACACCUUGGAAUCGCCCACACGCGCUGGGCUACCCACGGCGAGCCCAGUCCAAUCAACAGCCACCCACAACGCUCAGAUAAAAACAACGAGUUCAUCGUCAUCCACAACGGCAUCAUCACCAACUACAAAGACCUGCGGAAGUUCCUGGAGAGCAAGGGCUAUGACUUUGAGUCGGAGACGGACACAGAGAGCAUCGCCAAACUGGUCAAGUACAUGUACGACAACCGGGACAGCGACGACAUCAGCUUCACCACCCUGGUGGAGAGGGUCAUCCAGCAGCUGGAAGGUGCUUUUGCCCUUGUGUUCAAAAGUGUUCAUUAUCCUGGUCAAGCAGUCGGUACCCCGGUGAGCAGCCCCCUGCUAAUAGGAGUGCGCAGCGAGCACAAGCUCUCCACCGACCACAUCCCAAUACUCUACCGGACGGGUAAAGACAAGAAGGGAAGUUGCAACCUGUCUCGUGUUGACAGUACCACCUGCCUUUUCCCCGUUGAGGAGAAAGCUGUGGAGUACUACUUUGCUUCUGACGCUAGUGCUGUCAUUGAGCAUACCAACAGAGUGAUUUUCCUUGAAGAUGAUGAUGUAGCAGCUGUGGUUGAUGGCCGUCUUUCCAUCCACCGGAUUAAACGCACAGCAGGCGAUCACCCCGGACGUGCUGUCCAAACUCUGCAGAUGGAGCUUCAGCAAAUUAUGAAGGGUAACUUCAGCUCAUUUAUGCAGAAGGAAAUUUUUGAGCAGCCAGAAUCUGUCGUUAAUACGAUGAGAGGAAGGGUCAACUUUGAUGACUACACUGUAAAUCUUGGUGGGUUGAAGGAUCACAUUAAGGAGAUUCAGAGGUGUCGUCGUUUAAUCCUUAUUGCUUGUGGGACAAGUUACCAUGCUGGAGUUGCGACCCGACAGGUUCUGGAAGAACUGACUGAAUUACCAGUUAUGGUUGAACUAGCCAGUGACUUCUUGGACAGAAACACCCCUGUCUUCAGAGAUGAUGUUUGCUUUUUCCUCAGCCAGUCAGGUGAGACAGCAGAUACUUUGAUGGGUCUUCGGUACUGCAAAGAGAGAGGAGCCUUAACGGUAGGAAUAACUAACACAGUUGGCAGCUCUAUAUCACGAGAGACAGAUUGUGGAGUCCAUAUCAAUGCAGGACCAGAGAUUGGGGUUGCCAGUACCAAGGCCUAUACGAGCCAGUUUGUCUCUCUGGUGAUGUUUGCUCUGAUGAUGUGUGACGACAGAAUUUCUAUGCAGGAAAGGCGCAAGGAAAUCAUGCGUGGUCUAAAGGGACUGCCAGACUUAAUUAAAGAAGUGCUGAGUAUGGAUGAUGAGAUCCAGAAGUUAGCCACAGAGCUAUACCAUCAGAAGUCUGUUCUCAUCAUGGGACGUGGCUACCAUUACGCUACAUGUCUUGAGGGAGCUUUGAAAAUCAAAGAAAUUACCUACAUGCACUCUGAAGGGAUAUUGGCAGGUGAGCUGAAGCACGGCCCUCUCGCACUGGUGGACAAACUCAUGCCUGUCAUCAUGAUCAUCAUGAGAGACCAUACAUAUGCCAAGUGCCAGAACGCUCUCCAGCAGGUCAUUGCACGGCAGGGGCGACCUGUUGUGAUUUGUGAUAAGGAAGACAUCGAGACAAUUAAGAACAAUAAGAGAACAAUCAAAGUUCCCCAUUCGGUGGACUGUCUGCAGGGGAUCCUGAGCGUUAUCCCCCUUCAGCUUCUGGCUUUCCAUCUUGCAGUUCUCAGAGGAUACGAUGUGGACCGCAUUGCCUCCUCCAGAGAUUGAACGCCAUUGCCGCUUCGCCGCUGCGUGAGCAACUCGCCUUCCAUGCAGCUGUCCAAGAGCCUCGAGGAGGAGGAGCGAGAGGGGUGAGCUGCCGGCAGCCAAAACAACGUGCCUGGGCUGCCACCUUCUCUGCCCACACCUGAGGGCCCUCCGUGGCAGCAAUGAGCAUCAGUCAGGUCCCAUCUGCUCUGUGCAGCACAGGCUGGCAGCCCCAGAUUUGAGUGUUUUGCACUGAUUAAGGCACAAAAAAACCCCCUAGAUAAGUGACAGACAGUCACAGAUUACUUGUUGGUUGCAUUUUGCACUGCAGUUCUUGCCUUGUUUUUAGGUUUUAAACAAUAAAAGUCUCCAAAGAUGUCUUGAUUUUUAAAGCAAA
This is a messenger RNA of Harpia harpyja (harpy eagle), 2691 nucleotides long. It is a transcript of the gene GFPT1, whose product is annotated as glutamine--fructose-6-phosphate transaminase 1. Gene Ontology annotation, biological process: protein N-linked glycosylation; fructose 6-phosphate metabolic process; carbohydrate derivative biosynthetic process. The coding region runs from base 108 to 2315 and encodes 735 amino acids. Gene Ontology annotation, molecular function: carbohydrate derivative binding; L-glutamine:D-fructose-6-phosphate transaminase (isomerizing) activity. Lineage: Eukaryota; Metazoa; Chordata; Aves; Accipitriformes; Accipitridae. The transcript has 20 exons. The record is from RefSeq and is a predicted model, not a curated record.